GAGCGCGCCUCUGCUCAGCCGCUGUCACGCUUUACUACCAACAGGCACGGAAUUCCAGGGAGGAAGUCACUGAGAUUGGGAAAGGAACAACAACUCCAACCGUGCCAAAAAAAAAAACCAACCUGUGGGACGAAGGAGAGGUGAAAAUACGGGAACUCCUCAUUGGGGACAGUUAAAACAUCCAGCUUUGGAAUAUGGACUAGAAGCGGCGAGUCGGAGCAGAUGGAGGCGGCGAGAAGUUUGGUCUUUGUCGGGGUCGUGCUGCUCGGAGUGACGGGCGCGCUGGGCAGAGAAGUGUGCCUGGGUACAGAUAUGAAGCUGGCCCUGCCCUCCAGCCUGGAAAACCACUACGAGACCCUGAGGCUGCUCUACACUGGCUGCCAGGUUGUCCACGGCAACUUGGAGAUUACACACCUUCAUGGAAACCCUGACCUCUCCUUCCUGCAGGGGAUCGUGGAGGUGCAGGGGUAUGUCCUUGUAGCCCACGUGUCAGUGGGUUUGGUGCCUUUGGACAACCUUCGGAUUAUCCGAGGCAGCCAGCUGUACAACUCCAGCUAUGCCCUGGCUGUACUGGAUAACACUCUUAAUGGACAGGGGCUUAGGACGCUCCGGCUUCGUAGCCUCACAGAGAUCCUGUUGGGUGGGGUGUACAUUUGGGGGAACCCCCAGCUGUGCUUCCCAGACCCUGAGAAAAUUGUUUGGAGGGACACGUUGGACGAGCAGAACUUCCACGCCAAGCAGCACCGGCUGCAGCCCCGGGCCUCUAAAUGUCCAAAUUGUUCCUCUGUAUGUGUGAAUAGCUGCUGGGGAGAAACUGCAAAGGACUGCCAAACCUUGACCCGUAUUAAAUGUGCGUCUGGCUGUCAGCGGUGUAAAGGUCUGCUGCCCAAUGACUGCUGUCACAUGCAGUGUGCUGCUGGAUGCACAGGACCCAAAGACUCGGACUGCCUGGCGUGCCGUCACUUCAACGACAGCGGUGUGUGUAAGGAGAACUGUCCUCCACCCACUAUCUACGACCCUGUCACCUUUCAGACCAAACCCAACCCAAACAAGAAGUUCAACUUUGGAGCCACCUGUGUCAAGACGUGUCCCUAUAACUACCUAGCUAUGGAAGUAGCGUGUACUUUGGUUUGUCCCAAAGCCAACCAGGAAGUCAUCAUCACCCAGCCCGAUGGAAACGAGGUGCAGAAAUGUGAAAAGUGUGAAGGAGACUGUCCCAAAGUGUGUUAUGGUCUGGGUAUGGACAACCUUGGUGUCAUGGAUAACCAUGGCAUCACCAUGGUAACAUCUUCUAAUGUGGAGCAGUUCAACAAGUGUAAGAAGAUUUUUGGCAGUCUGGCCUUCCUCCCUCAGAGCUUUGCAAGGGACCCUGUGACCAACACAUCAGGCCUGACUCUGGAGCAGCUGAGUUCCUUCAAGAAACUGGAGGAGCUUACAGGUUACUUGUACAUUGAUGCCUGGCCUGAAGAGUGGACUGACCUGAGUGUAUUUGAAAACCUGAGGGUGAUCCGGGGCAGGAUGCUCUACAAGGGUGUGUUUUCACUUGCCAUCCAAAAUCUCCCCAUCCAGUCGCUUGGGUUGCGUUCACUACGCAGUGUCAGUGGAGGUUUGGUCCUGCUGCACAACAAUUCCCAGCUGUGCUACACCAGUUCACUGCCCUGGGAGAGUCUCCUGCAUCCCACCCAGGGGCCCCACCGCAUCGUCAACCACAACCAGGACCCCAAAGUCUGUGAGGCAGAAGGUCGCAUUUGUCACCCACUGUGUGAUGGGGGCUGUUGGGGGCCCGGGCCUGGCCAGUGUGUGUCCUGCAAAGCUUUCCGACGUGGCACAGAGUGUGUGGAGCAGUGCGACAUCUAUCAGGGAGCUAUACGUGAAUACACAGACGGAUCUUUGUGUGUUGCCUGUCACACAGAGUGUCGACCUCUCAACGGCUCUGCCUCCUGUCACGGCCCGGGUGCAGAACAUUGCACAGAGUGUCGAAACUUCCAGGACGGUGAGUUCUGUGUGGACCAUUGUCCGAGCGGUGUGAAGGAGGAUCAGCAAACUGUGUGGAAGUACAACAAUGCAACAGGACACUGUCUGCCCUGCAGCACCAACUGCACACUGUCCUGCACUGUGAUGGAUGACAGAGGCUGCCCCAUCGAUACCAGAACAGGACCGGGUACGACCAUCGCGGCUGCAGUGGGUGGGGUGGUGCUCUUCUUCAUCCUGCUGGCUCUGCUGGUCUUCUACCUGAAGAGGCAGAAGAAGCUGAGGAGGAAGGAGACCAUGAGGAGGAUCCUGCAGGAACAUGAGCUGGUAGAGCCUCUUACACCAAGUGGUGCGUCACCCAAUCAGGCUCAGAUGCGAAUCCUAAAGGAAACUGAGCUGAAAAAACUCAGGGUGUUGGGUGCAGGGGCCUUUGGUACUGUUUUCAAGGGAGUGUGGGCUCCUGAUGGGGAAAAUGUGAAAAUACCAGUGGCUAUUAAGGUAUUACGAGAGAACACUUCGCCAAAGGCCAAUAAAGAAAUCCUUGACGAGGCUUACGUGAUGGCGGGGGUUGCCAGUCCUUACGUGUGUCGUCUUCUGGGAAUCUGUCUGACCUCCACGGUGCAGCUGGUCACUCAGCUGAUGCCGUACGGCUGCCUUCUUGACUACGUCAGGGAGAACAAAGACCACAUCGGCUCCCAGUUCCUCCUCAACUGGUGUGUCCAGAUCGCCAAGGGAAUGAGUUAUCUGGAGGAGGUCCGUCUGGUCCACAGAGAUUUGGCCGCCCGCAACGUUCUAGUGAAAAACCCAAAUCACGUGAAGAUCACCGACUUCGGCCUCGCCCGCUUGCUGGACAUAGAUGAGACUGAGUAUCAUGCUGAUGGAGGGAAAGUGCCGAUUAAAUGGAUGGCUCUGGAGUCUAUUUUGCACAGGAAGUUCACUCAUCAGAGUGACGUCUGGAGCUACGGGGUGACAGUCUGGGAGCUGAUGACAUUCGGUGCGAAGCCCUACGACAUGAUCCCGGCGAGGGAAAUCCCAGAUGUCUUGGAGGGAGGAGAACGCCUUCCCCAGCCCCUCAUCUGCACCAUCGACGUCUACAUGAUCAUGGUCAAAUGUUGGAUGAUUGACCCAGAGAGCAGACCGAAGUUCAAGAAUCUGGUGAAUGAUUUUAGCGUCAUGGCCAGAGAUCCUCCUCGCUAUGUAGUCAUUCAGAACGAUGAGCAGAUGAGCAUGUCCAACCCAGUGGACAGCCAGUUUUUCCGGACGCUAAUGGAGGAGGAGGGGAACAAUAUGAGGGAACUGCUGGAUGCUGAGGAGUAUCUGGUGCCUCAGCCAAACCUCUUCCCGAGGACUCACGGAGACGGGGUUCACUCCAAUGGGCCAUCCAGACACCAGUCAUACAGGAGCAGAGAUCAGGGCUUAGAUGUUGAGCCCUCCAUCAUGGGCGGCCCACGAAGCAUGUACUCCUCCCUGAGCACUCUUGGCCGCAGCCAGUAUCCUACCCUACCAUUAGGAUCCAGCACCUCCAACGGCCUGUGGACUCCUCAGUACCCAACGCUGGCUCGCAGCCCCUCGGCCGGAGGCCAGUCCGACUCCGUCUUCCUGGAUGGGCCUCCAGACGACCCCUCGUUGCCCCCGGGCAGCCCCGGGCGCUACAGUAAAGAUCCCACCUACCCCAACGGGAGCCAGGGUGAUCUGGAGACAGACGGACCGAAUGGCUUUCAUCAUCCUCAUCACCUUCAUCACUCACUGCCCAGAAGGAGUCAUGGGUAUAAUCAUAAUCAUGCUUUGCCAGAGUACGUCAACCAGGAGAUGCUGGAUCCCAGACACGAGCGGCCCAGCACGCUGCCUCGCAAAGGCUCUAGAGCAGACCGACGCCUCCCUAACGGCCUGAGCUCCGGUCACAGUGUGGAAAACCCAGGAUACUUGGUCACUGGGGGCUCUACCUCCCCAGCCUUUGAUAACCCGUACUAUCUGGACCUUGUGGCCAAAGCCAAAGCAGUAGCUGGGACAGGGGAUGAGAGAGACGGAGGAAUGCCCAGGCAUGUGAACGGGUUUAUGACCCCCACGGCAGAGAAUCCAGAGUAUCUUGGACUAGCAGACACCUGGAGUGGACAUACUUGAGGUGAAGGAACAGGGGUAAUGUGAUGAACUCACCAGGAGUCACAGAUUGUGUUCUACUGAGGUAAAAGAGGAGUGAGAGAAAGGGAAGAUGGAUAUUUGUGUGACAGAAAAUGACCUGGGUGUGUGUUUGACAUUGAGAAUGAGCAUGUGGAACCGAAUCUUCUCUCAAUAUCAAAUGAAGCACCACAAAUCCAAACCAGCGGAGGAUGUCUGGCAAAAGUCACCAAAUGGCCCAGUUGUGGCAGACCAUGACUCAACACUGUGUAGCAUUCAUCUGGUGUCCGUGGCAUCAUUUGUAUUCCUGUCUUCCUCUCAGCAAUCUGCGACUGUUAAGUGCCAAAAAGAAGUUUACUCAGCCUCUGUAAAUAACUCAGUACUUGAUAAGCAAAGGAGUUCACAUUUGUGGAAAUUCAUUGUGGUACGAGAAAGGUCUGAUUAUCACAGAAUCCAACGUUUGACUGGAUUCAUGAAUGCUGAUUUUUUUUUUUUUUUUUUAAACUCUCAUUUUCUUUUAACUUGUUUAAUAUAUGUGGUUGUUUCUACAUGUGAAGCUUAAAUUCCCUCUCGUGUCCUGAUACACCACUCAGGCCCGCUAAAUAGAGAAAAACAUAUAGAGCACAUUGACAAAGUGAGCCAUGGUAUGCAUUGAAGAUUGUGUUUAGUAUUCUGGUCACUUUCUCCCGGACCUGAUGGGGGUCUUCAGUACACUCAAAGCCAUUUUGUUUCUGCCAGAGAAGGCCCUGCAGCCCAUCUGGCCAGUAGACAUGCUCCCAGAAAGAAAGGCAUCCUGUAUGGAGAAGACAGAGGCAUUGUGCCGCACUGAUGUAUGUGGUUGUUAGUGUCGGUGGCUGCAGCUUCUUUGUGGUACGACGGAUGAGAUACGAGGUAGAGGCAGACUUUUUAAGCUUCUCAAAUCUCACAAAUUAAAGUUUUGAUGGUAAAAACAUAGUGAAUAAGUGAUUAAGAUAGAGAAAACCUUUCAGGGAUUGACAGUUUUGCAAAGAAUUAGGGAGAAUUAUUUGUGUAAUGAUGCAAAAUGCAUGUAAAGAUACUGUAUACGCCCCCCCAAGCUUGUGUUAUCAUAAUGGGCCUUUUGGUUUUUGGUGACCGUUCACUGUGCAAGAAAGCAUACAAGCUAUUGGUAAAUAUAAUCCAAAGUAAGUGAAGAAUUAGCAUAUAUAAAAAGCAGUUGUGCUGUUUGUGUUUUUGUGUAAAAGUGAGCAAUGCACUGGACACUGGAGCUGAAUGUGAAUCUGAGGAGGCAAAAAUGUGGCUCUGCUCGGUUUGGAUAAUCAAUGCAUGGCUCAAAUUCCACUUAGCGAGAACACACUGGCAUCACAGUUAAUAAUCAACAGCAUUUUUUUGAAGCCUGUUUUUUUUUUUUUUUUUUUUUCAUGUUAACUAGUGUUGGGCUGGGGGAGGUCAAACAGAGUCAAUGGAGCCAUUGUCUGAGCCCCAUGUCCUCGUUGGAAAGUCAGCUCUCUCCCAGCUCGCACGUCCCAGCGACCGAUGUUGUCACAGCUCUGAAAAGACAGAAGUGGAGUUUUUAUUCUGCAGAGGUUUGGGACUCUGCAGCCGAAUGUGGUUCAGCGUAAUCCCUGAAAUAAGUGAGUGGGUGACAUGAUUUCACCGCGUCGCGUUAUGUACUAAACAAACUGCAGCUUAUUAUCCAGCUGCAACCAGCUACUACUGAGUUUCAACAUUUUUUUAAGGAAGUACUUCUGAGAUAUGUAAUUUCUCAGACAUUGUCCACACAAUGAACAGAGUGUGUCUGGUCAUGAGUGGGAGGCCUGAGAUGUUUGUUGAAAUGCUCUCCGUCAUCCUCCACCAUCACGUCAGUUGUACUCUUAAAGUCUUUUAUCUUGAUGUUCUCAUACGGGUUUUGAAGAGUUUUGUUCCAGAAUAAGAUCUCUAAAAAAUAUAUACCGAAUUUUAAAUUUUUUUUACAUAAAAAUAACUUUUUUCUUUAUGAAAAACAUGGGAAGAGUUUAUUUCAGUACCGUCAAUUAUCAUAAACUAACGUUGUAUAGAAUGCAAUUAUUUUUGAGUGAUAUGAUUGAUAUUACAGGUUUUAAUGUUUAUAUUAUAAUGGAUACACAGUAUAGUGUUUUGGAAUGAAACCCUUCAUAUGUAUAGUUGCUGUCAGGUGAAGACCUCAUAUCUUCACAAAGAAAACAGAGUUUAGAUUGACCCAAAUGUAUUAUGGCGUUGAUCCUGUGGUAUAUAUAAUGGGUUUAUUAUAUAUAUAACAUUAAUAGAAGUUUCUCAGCCUAUAGAGGAGUGUGUAAUUUAAAGGAGCACCCCUUGACACCGUAUAGAACCAAUGAAUCCUUAAAAUUUCCAAAAGCUUUAAAACAUCAACCAUAAGGUGUGAGGUAAUUGAAGCAUAUUGGAAUGUGUAAAAGAAAUCAGUGAGUAAACGUGAGCAUCACCUCUACUGGGAAUACAAAGUUUUCACAGGAUCGUUGUAGCACAGCUCACAGACUUUCCCUCUUUGUUGAAUAAUGUGAUAUUUUUCUUGUAAUGAGACCACAACAUACACCUUUAAUGCAGCCACAGUUAAUGUGCUUGUGUUACACUGUAGUGUCUUUUUUUUUUUUUUUUUUUUCUUUUUUUUUGUAUGAAUUGUUCAUUUUGAUGUCUCAUGUAGCCUGCACAUUAGCAAGGAGUCGCACAGACCAGGUUAAACAUCAGACAAGAGGGCAACCUGUCUGCCCGUCUUCAAACCCAUCUGUGUUCCAGUUGGUCUUAUUCUUUGACAGUUAUUUCAAUAUAAAACUUAUUCACAUGUACUAAAUCUGGUACGGAGCCUGCGGACUGGCACUGGACAUUUUCAGUGUCCUACCACUCUCCCUCUCUCUUGAAGUCUUCUUGAACACUUGAACUGCUCAGCUUUCCGAUGGAAACCAGCUAAAUGUCAAAAAAGAAAAUGGAUGUUUGGUUCUGUUAAAUUGUGUUACAGUGAUGCUCUGCAGAGAAAUCAUAAACAGAAUGAAAAUAGAAAGUACGGCUGUUUUAUAUGUUUGUUAACCAUCUACGUACGCAGGUGUGUUGAAAGGUCUCAGGUGAGGCCGAGGCAAGGAACUCAUGCAUGUAUUCAUCCAGGAGCGAGGAAGGAAGGAACAGUGAACUGACGGGAGUGUGCUAGAGGUUUUAUGAAAUUAAAUAUCUGUAAUUUACAUUUUGAAGAAAAAUAUAUCUUUUGUACUUUUCAUGUGAAUAUUUUUUAUCUUUCACAGUUUGUGUGAUUGUGACAGGACAUAAAUAAUAACCAUUGUGUUGGGAGUUUACUGUGCAUCCUUUCCUACCUGUUUGGUCAGUAAGCCCCAUUGUGUGAAUGUGUAGUAUAUAAAUAAAAAACAAUCAUUUUGGUAGCUAAUUUGAUGGAAUACAUUGGGAGGUUGGGGGCAUUAAUUUUUUUUUUUUUAAAGAAAUGGUCAUUUCUAUAUGGAAUUGUUUGCAUACAUUAUGUGUGUGAAAAGCAUAUAAAACACUUGAACCUCCA
Seriola aureovittata is the source of this 7597-nucleotide messenger RNA. It is a transcript of the gene erbb2, whose product is annotated as erb-b2 receptor tyrosine kinase 2. NCBI's taxonomy places the organism in Eukaryota, Metazoa, Chordata, Actinopteri, Carangiformes, Carangidae. The coding region runs from base 223 to 4092 and encodes 1289 amino acids. Gene Ontology annotation, biological process: cell surface receptor protein tyrosine kinase signaling pathway; neuron differentiation; protein phosphorylation. Gene Ontology annotation, cellular component: signaling receptor complex; basal plasma membrane. The transcript has 27 exons. The record is from RefSeq and is a predicted model, not a curated record. Gene Ontology annotation, molecular function: ATP binding; transmembrane receptor protein tyrosine kinase activity.